AUGGAUCGAGGUACAUGCCAUGGCAGUCGAGAUGGCGCUGUGUUCCCCCGGCUCUUUGCGGCUCGCCUUGCCUUCCUUCACGGCGCGCCAUCUCGGCCGACAGGACCACAGACUCUUCGUGUCUGUGACCCUGACUGGAUCUCCAGACUCCAUGCCAUCCAUCAUGAUCCUCACAGACUCCGACACACCAUGCCAUGGAUGCCACUCACCCACGGUUCCACGGUCGUCCCACCCCCACCCACGAAUGGCUCCGCGCACAGCACCGGCCAGUCACGCCGCACAUCGCUCACCAGCUCUUUGCUGAUUCGCCAACCGACGAUAGACUACUCCGCCCCGUCUCUUCACCUUGACAGUUGA
Colletotrichum costaricense is the source of this 357-nucleotide messenger RNA. RefSeq lists its product as uncharacterized. The record is from RefSeq and is a predicted model, not a curated record. Bases 1 to 357 code for a protein of 118 amino acids. Lineage: Eukaryota; Fungi; Ascomycota; Sordariomycetes; Glomerellales; Glomerellaceae. The transcript has a single exon.